This is a messenger RNA of Acanthosepion pharaonis, 885 nucleotides long. The record is from the annotation of a GenBank genome assembly. NCBI's taxonomy places the organism in Eukaryota, Metazoa, Mollusca, Cephalopoda, Sepiida, Sepiidae.
AUGAUGGAAAACCAUUACUAUAGAUUUCUUCCUUUUUGUCUCUUUUUUCUUCUUAUGAUGUUUUUGUUCUACACAUUAUCAUUUCCCCUUCUCUUUCAUUCUCUAUAUUUUCUUCUUCCCACACUUUUUCUUUCAUUUUUUAAUUUUUCUUUUUCCUCUUCCUUUUUCAGCUUUCCCUUCAUCUUCAUUUUUUACUUGUUCUUCUUACCCUUCCUCUUUCUUUUUCUGCUUUUUCUUCUUCCCCUUCCUCUUUUAUUUACUAUUUUUCCUUCUUCCCCUUCGUAUUUCAUUUUCUACUUUUCCUUCUUCUCCUUCGUUUCAUUUUAUACUUUUUCUUCUUCCCCUUUCAUUUUCAUUUUAUACUUUUUCUUCCUCCUCCUCCUUUCAUUUUCUACCUUUUCUACCUUUAUUGUUACAUUUUCUACUUCUUCUUUUCCACCAUUCUCUUUCAUUUUCUACUUUUUCUUCCUCUUCCUUCUUUCAUUUUCUACCUUUUUCUUCCCUUUAUUGUUACAUUUUCUACUUCUUCUUUUUCCCCAUUCUCUUUCAUUUUCUACUUUUUCUUCUUUUCCUUCCUUUCUUUUUGUACUUUUUCUUCCUCUUCCUUCUUUCAUUUUUUUCUUCCUCUUUCUUCUUUCAUUUUUUCUUCCUCUUCCUUCUUUCAUUUUCUACCUUUUUCUUCCCUUUAUUGUUACAUUUUCUACUUCUUCUUCUUCCCCUUUCUCUUUCAUUUUCUACUUUUUCUUCUUCCCCUACCUUUUUCAUUUUUUACUUUUUCCUCUGAUUUCCUUCCUUUUUUUCUCUUCUUUUUUUCUUUUUCUCUUCCGAAUUAUUUUCCUUCUUUUAUUUCCUGUUUCUUCUUUUUAUCUUUUUCUUUGCUAUUAA